Molecule: messenger RNA, 647 nt
Organism: Nicotiana attenuata
Lineage: Eukaryota; Viridiplantae; Streptophyta; Magnoliopsida; Solanales; Solanaceae
Product: craniofacial development protein 2-like
Exons: 2
Biological process (GO): chromatin remodeling
Cellular component (GO): nucleus
Source: RefSeq, a predicted model, not a curated record
AUGAGUAUUAAGCUGGUAGUUGGUGGGUUUACUGUAAACGUGAUUAGUGCAUAUGCUCCUCAGGUAGGUUUGAACCAAGAGGUCAAGAAGCAAUUUUGGGAUGAUUUGGACGAGAUGGUGCGUAGUAUCCCGCACACAGAGAAGUUGUUCAUUGGCGGAGAUUUCAAUGGUCAUAUUGGGGCUAGUGCAGGGGGUUAUGAUGAUGUGCAUGGCGGGUACGGUUUUGGGGAUAGGAAUGAGGGAGGUAAUUCACUGUUGGAGUUUGCUAGAGCUUUUGAAUCGGUUAUAGCUAACUCGAGUUUCCCGAAGAGGGAAGAGCACCUGGUCACUUUUCGAAAUUUAAUGGGCAAGAUUCAGAUUGAUUUUCUUCUCUGCAGGAAAUGCGAUAAAGGUUUGUGCACUGACUGCAAGGUCAUCCCGAGGGACUGGUGGUGGAAUGGAGAGGUUCAAGGUAAAGUGGAAGCUAAGAAAGCUGCUUAUUUGAAGCUAGUAGAGAGUACAAAUGAGGAGGAAAAAAGGACUUAUCGGGAGUGUUACAUAAAGGCGAAGAAAGAGGCAAAGUUAGCAGUUACGACGGCUAAGAAAGCAGCGUUUGCUCGUUUGUACGAGGAGAUCGAGGGCAAAGGAGGGGACACCGGUUGGCCAAG